Molecule: messenger RNA, 2500 nt
Organism: Papaver somniferum (opium poppy)
Lineage: Eukaryota; Viridiplantae; Streptophyta; Magnoliopsida; Ranunculales; Papaveraceae
Product: 65-kDa microtubule-associated protein 8-like
Exons: 11
Coding region: 526-2316 (596 amino acids)
Biological process (GO): microtubule cytoskeleton organization
Cellular component (GO): spindle; cytoplasm
Molecular function (GO): microtubule binding
Source: RefSeq, a predicted model, not a curated record
UUCAUAUGUUUUCAAUCUCAAUUCCCUUGAUUGAAUGUUUUGUCAAUUGCAUAUUUAAAUGUCAUUUCAGUUUUGGUUUGUGAUUGAGACUAGAUUUUCUCAACAACAUUCAGUGUCAUCCUUAUCUUUAGCUAUAAAAACAUCAUCAGUUACCAAAGCACAAAUUAAGGAGGCUAAUUAACAAAGAUUACCCUUUAUUUUUCAUCUUUUUCGAACUUUUUGAUAUAUUCAAAUUCAAAAUAUGGAAGAGGGAAGCUAAGAAAAGAAGAAAAUUCUUGUACCCAAAGCUUCAAAAAUCACUAACAAACUCUGCCAAGUCUUGUCUUUUAAGCAAAACCCUCAACCAAAAGAGGACCUUCUAUUCUCUCCUAGUUGUCCACUUUACUUUGCCAAAUGCAGCAAAAGUGACUGCUCAAUUGAAGACACUUAUCACGAAAUUACUUAUCAAAUAGAUAAAGGGAAAAGGAGAAGAAGAAGAAGAAGAAGAAGAAGUGUUCUGAUCAAAUCAGCAGUCCACUGUGCAAGAUGGGUUCAUAUGGAACCCCCAAAAAAAUGUGGAGUAGUUCUGAUUUGCUCGAAAAUUCUUGUGGAUAUCUACUUCAAGAAUUGAAGUUGAUAUGGGAUGAAGUAGGGCAAGAUAAAUUGGAAAGAGAGAAGAUCCUUUUAGAAAUUGAACAAGAAUGUUUGGAAGUCUACCGACGGAAAGUCGACAAUGCAAAUCUUUCUCGAGCACGUUUGCAUCAGUUGCUGGCUGAUUCCGAGUCGGAAUUGACUCAUUUGCUUGUUUCUCUUGGUGAAAGAUCUGUUCCUGGCAGGCCGGAAAAAGUGAUGGGAACACUAAUGCAACAACUAGAUUCAAUUACUCCAGCUUUAAGGGAAAUGCAAUUAAGGAAAGAGGAAAGAUUGAAUCAUUUUCGCGAUGUCCAAAAUCAGAUACUUAAAAUUUCUUCAGAAAUAGCAGGACACUUAAAGGAGGAGGAGCUUUCCUCUUCAGAUGUCCAAGUGAAUGAGGAUGAUCUUUCAAUGAAGAAACUUGAGGAGUACCGAUUUGAGUUACAACGACUACAAAAAGAGAAGGGUGAUAGACUAAUGAAGGUGGAAGGAUACUUACGUGAUGUCAACAAUCUUUCGGCAACUCUUGGGAUGGAUGCUUCAGAAAUAAUCAAAUUGGUUCAUCCCAGCUUGGAUGGAACAUGCAAACCAAAUCAACAGAAAUACAUAAGUGAUGCUACACUUGCUAGACUUAACAGCACUGUCGAAUCUCUGAAGGAAGAAAAGCAAAUCCGACUUGAAAAGCUUCACAAACUCGGCAAAGCACUAACAAACUUGUGGAGUCUCAUGGACACAUCCUACGAAGACCGUAGACUGUUUUCUAAUGUAACCAAGUUCAUAUCAAUCUCAGCAGCUGAAAUAUCAACUCCUGGAAGCCUGACGCUUGACAUAAUCCAUAGGGCCGAAGCUGAAGUUCAGAGAUUGGAUCAACUAAAAGCAAGCAAGAUGAAAGAACUUUUUCAUAAGAAGCAAGGUGAACUGAAAGAUAUAUGCAAGAGGACUCACAUGGAAAUGCCAUCCCAGUCAGAGAUUGACAAUAUAAUGAACCAAAUAAAUGCUGGGGAAAUUGACCACACUGAUCUCCUUAAAAUCAUGGAUGAGCAAAUAUCGAAAGCAAAAGAAGAAGCUUAUAGUAGACAGGUAAUAAUGGAGAAGGUAGACAAAUGGAUGUUGUCUCGCGAUGAGGAAUGUUGGCUGGAAGAGUAUAACAUGGAUGAAAAUCGGUAUUCAGUUAGUAGAGGUGCUCACAAGAACCUGAAACGGGCAGAACGUGCACGAAUAACGGUUAACAAAAUCCCUGCUUUAGUAGAAUCACUAAUAGCAAAGACUAAGAGUUGGGAAGAUGAAAGGGAGAAGGUUUUCUUGUUUGACGAGAUACCUCUACUAGCAAUUUUAGAAGAAUACAAUUCAUCCCGGCAAGAGAAGGAAGAAGAGAAACAAAGACAAAGGGAAAAGAAGAGAGUACAAGCUCAAGUUGAGCAAGAGAAUUUGUUCACAUCAAGACCAAGUACAAGUAAUCGUCGUCUUUCAAUUUCAAGCAGAAGUAUAAACGGAAGUUUUGGCAAUGCUACUCCGACUACACCUACAAAUAGAAGACUCUCUUCUGUGGGAACCAAUCAUUUAAGAUCAAAUAACAUUGUUCCAUCAUCCUUUACAAAGGAGAACAAGAAAGGACAUGGACAUUUUAGAAAAUCUUCUCAUGGUAUCGAUGAGGAUACAGCUUCAGUCGUCUCAGCCAUGCAUUUAAGCCCGUUUUAUCGUUGAAUUGUUUUUUGGUUAUUUGGUUCGAGUUGAGGUGAUACUUGCCUUAGUUUCAGUAAUAAGAAAAAGUUUGUUAGUUAGAUUAAAGAUAAUAAGUUUGUUUCCAUGGUAAUGUAAUCAAACUAGUACAAGAAUAAGUUGUCAGUUUCUUUCUUAUGCAUAAACUGAGACCAUGUAGCUUGCUUUU